Molecule: messenger RNA, 1861 nt
Organism: Bombus pyrosoma
Lineage: Eukaryota; Metazoa; Arthropoda; Insecta; Hymenoptera; Apidae
Gene: Mettl14
Product: N6-adenosine-methyltransferase non-catalytic subunit
Exons: 5
Coding region: 223-1395 (390 amino acids)
Cellular component (GO): RNA N6-methyladenosine methyltransferase complex; nucleus
Molecular function (GO): mRNA binding
Source: RefSeq, a predicted model, not a curated record
GUUAGGCAGCAGCGGAUUAUCGUUGACUGUACAUACGUUAAAUUUCGCGAACUUUCUCUUAAAUUCGAUCACUGAAUUAUAAGAUAAAAGGAAAGUAACAAAUACAGUUGUAGUUGUUCUGCUUGUUCUCCCUUUCGAACCGUGGAAAUGAACAGAAUAGUUAUAAACGGAAAUGUACGAUAGAUAUUAUUUUGCGACCAGUUCCAAAGGAUUUAGCAGAAGAUGCUUCAGACGCUACGCGAACGUUCGCAAAAACGCAAGAAAUUGCUCGCUCAGACGUUAGGUGUUUCGAGUGUAGACGAGUUGCGGCAAAUUCUUGGAACGGAUGUCGACGAUACGCAGAAGAAAAAAUUGAAAUCGGUAUCAGAGAAAUCGGAGAACGGAGUGAAAGAUUUAAAAGGUGAAACAGCACCGACCGACGAAAUCGUUUACAAAGACUCGUCGACGUUUUUAAAGGGAACGCAAUCGUCGAAUCCGCAUAAUGACUACUGUCAACAUUUCAUCGACACGGGUCAGCGACCUCAAAAUUUCAUUAGGGACGUGGGUCUGGCGGACAGAUUCGAGGAAUACCCGAAACUGCGAGAGCUGAUCAAGUUGAAAGAUGAUUUAAUCGCCGAAACCGCAACACCGCCCAUGUAUCUAAAAACCGACCUGUUUACGUACAAUUUGAAGGAACUGAAUUGCAAGUUCGACGUAAUUUUGAUCGAACCUCCUUUGGAAGAGUACCAACGCACCUGUGGUGCUACAAACGUGCAACUUUGGAAUUGGGAUCAGAUAAUGGAAUUGGAUAUCGGCGAAGUGGCGGCCAAUCGGAGCUUCGUGUUUCUGUGGUGCGGCAGUAGCGAUGGACUAGAUAUGGGACGUUUCUGUCUUCGGAAAUGGGGUUUUAGACGAUGCGAAGACAUAUGCUGGAUUCGCACCAACAUUAAUAACCCAGGGCACAGUAAAAACCUAGAUAGCAAGGCCGUACUUCAGAGAACCAAAGAGCACUGCCUGAUGGGUAUCAAGGGGACCGUCAGACGAUCCACGGAUGGAGAUUUCAUUCAUGCAAACGUCGAUAUUGAUUUGAUCAUUUCGGAGGAGCCUGAAUAUGGUUCUAUAGAAAAGCCUGUCGAGAUUUUUCACAUAAUCGAACACUUCUGUCUCGGCAGACGACGAUUGCAUUUGUUCGGUCGAGACAGUACUAUUCGACCAGGAUGGCUUACUGUAGGCCCUGAGCUAACCAACACGAAUUUCAACGCAGACCUCUAUACUAGUUACUUUGCCAAUGGUCAAAUCACCACUGGUUGUACAGAACGUAUCGAAGCUCUCAGACCAAAGUCUCCACCGCCAAAGGGGAAAGUCGCCGGUCGAGGUAGAGGCGGUUUCACUCGAGGACGUGGUAGAGGAAGGUAAAACGGUCCGCUGGCGAUGAUCGUUUUAAAUCCUUUCUUUACGUAUUGUAAUGACCAAAUACACCACACGUUGCCAAAACGUUGGCAACCAGAUCACCACAUCUCUUCCGUUAAAAGAUUCGGUAUCACGUGAAGAAAGCUUGUACCUUUGUAUUGUACGAUAAUUUGUUUUACAUAUUGUGUUAUAGCGUAUUUCGAAUAUACCGCGCUACCGAAUAUACCAAUUCUCUUCAAUUACAUGUAUAUAUAAUCACGCAACGAAUCAGUUAACGCGCGAAUGGUAUCGAAACUAUCGGGCAUUUUUCUCACACCCUGACUUAUGAUUUAGAAUCGAAUAUCACGAUGUUUCUAACAAUAUACACCGCAUUACGUGUAAAUACUUUUAUCCAUUCGCGUCCUAUUUGGAAUAUUUUGUAACGCAAACCAAUAUACAACAUGUUCGAAAUAAAGUCCAAUAUCGAAUCGAU